Rhodamnia argentea is the source of this 2832-nucleotide messenger RNA. RefSeq names its product pentatricopeptide repeat-containing protein At4g21065-like. Gene Ontology annotation, biological process: RNA modification. The record is from RefSeq and is a predicted model, not a curated record. Lineage: Eukaryota; Viridiplantae; Streptophyta; Magnoliopsida; Myrtales; Myrtaceae. The coding region runs from base 105 to 1991 and encodes 628 amino acids. Gene Ontology annotation, molecular function: RNA binding; zinc ion binding; protein binding. The transcript has a single exon.
CGAUCCUACCCCGUUGAAGCAUCCCAACGCAUCGAAAGAUCCGUAGACUCCGAUGAACGACGAAACUCGGAAGAAAUGAGUCCGAGUCCGAACCGACUCUUCAGAUGCAAUCCUCACUCACCAUCAAGGCCAGCAAGCUCGCACGCGGGUUCACCUCCCUCUCGACGUCCCUCGCCGCUUCGUCUCCCCGUCGUCACGUCCGCAUCGACGGCGGCGGCGGCGGCGGCGGCGGCACCCCCGUCGCGAACAAGCGAGAGGCGGAACAGAGCUGCCUAGCUUCGCUCCGGCUCUGCGACACUGUCCCAAAGCUCGCCCAAGCCCACACCCACAUCAUCAAAUCGGGCCUCGGCAACAACCCGCUCGUCCUCACCAAGUUCGCCUCCACGUCUUCGGAUCUCGACGCCGUCGACUUCGCCUGCUCUUUCCUCUUCGCGCCUGAUGCAGACGCUCGUCUUUACGACGCCUUCCUUUUUAACACCGUCAUCCGAGCUUGUGCCCAGAGCAAACCCCGAAAGGCCUUGGCUUUUUAUAAUCUCAUGCUUAGGGCUGGCAUUUCGCCGAACAAGUUCACCUACCCAUUUGUUCUUAAGGCCUGUGCCGGCAUUGGGGACUUGAGUUUGGGCCGCUCGGUUCACGGCUCCGUCUUUAAGUUCGGGUUCGAUGAAGAUGUUCAUGUGCAGAACACGAUGGUUCACAUGUACAGCUGUUGUGGAGGGGGGAUAGAGUUUGCGAGGAAGGUAUUUGAUGGAAUGACGAAGCUGGACUCUGUUUCGUGGAGUGCCAUGAUCGGUGGGUAUGUACGUUUAGGCGAGUCAGGUCAUGCAGUAGCGUUAUUUAGAAAGAUGCAGAUUGCCAGGGUCAAGCCUGAUGAGAUUACUAUGGUUUUGUUGUUGUCGGCUUGUGCAGAUUUAGGUGCCCUUGAGCUGGGUAGGUGGGUUGAGUCCUAUGUUGUGAGAGAAAGUGUUCAAAAGACCGUGGAGCUGUGCAAUGCUCUUAUCGACAUGUUCGCCAAGUGCGGAGAUGUUGAUAGUGCAUUAAGGUUGUUUAGAAGCAUGAGUAAAAAAACAAUUGUUUCAUGGACUUCUGUCAUUAGCGGUCUUGCAGUACAUGGCCGCGGUGUGGAGGCUGUUUCUCUUUUCGAUGAGAUGAUAGCAGCUGGUGUGGUACCGGAUGAUGUUGCCUUCAUUGGCUUGCUUUCAGCUUGUAGUCACUCUGGCUUGGUUGAGAAGGGCAGAGAUUAUUUCAACUUGAUGACAAAGAGAUUUGGUAUUGAACAUAAGAUAGAGCACUAUGGUUGCUUGGUAGAUCUGCUCUGUAGGGCUGGUCUCAUCCAAAAGGCCAUAGAGUUUGUCGAGAAAAUGCCCCUCGAACCGAACCCAGUUAUUUGGCGAACCUUGGUUAAUGCUUGCCGGGCACAUGGUGAGCUCAAGCUUGGGGAGGACAUCACCAAAAGGUUAAUCGGAAAAGAACCCAUGCACGAGUCAAAUUAUGUUUUGCUCUCGAAUAUAUAUGCAAAAAUGUCCCAUUGGGAAAAGAAAACCAAGAUCAGAGAGGUGAUGGACACCAAGGGGAUGAGAAAGAUUCCUGGAAGCACCUUGAUCGAACUAGAGAACGAGAUUUAUGAAUUUGUGUCUGGCGACAAGUCGCAUGAUCGGUAUAAGGAAAUCUAUGAGAUGUUGGAUGAGAUGGGGAGGGAGAUAAAGAAGGCUGGAUAUCUUGCUUCUACGUCGGAGGUGCUCCUCGAUAUUAAUGAAGAGGAUAAGGAAGAUGCUUUGAAUAGGCACAGUGAAAAGUUGGCAAUUGCAUUUGCUCUUCUCAGGACACCACCUGGAACUUCUAUCCGCAUAGUGAAGAACUUGCGAGUUUGCGAGGAUUGUCACUCUGCUACCAAGUUCAUCUCCAAAAUUUAUGAUCGAGAAAUAGUUGUGAGGGACAGGACUAGAUUUCACCAUUUCAAGGAUGGCAUGUGCUCAUGUGCAGACUUUUGGUGAUAUGUCCCUGCAUUGUGGGACUCACAUCAAGUGGAACAUCAUGUUUCAUGGCUUGGGAUCGAAUGUUUUAGCUCCACUCAAAUGUUUUACUUGUAGAGAGAGAAUGUCUUAUGCAAAGUGCAAAAGUUCUUCGCUCGGAGGUUCUUAGCCAGAAUCCUCUAUCGGGGAUCAUAGCAUCCACGAUAUUCCAACCUGUGUGAUUGUGAGUACUCCAUUGACUGAUCCAAAAUUGAGGUGAUCUCUUUGUUUGAAUGCAGAACAUGUAUCAGAGAAUAAGAUGGGUUUGGAGGCAGGAGCUGGCUUUCUUUCUCACCUGAGGCCUUCAUGAAACAUUCAUUUUAGGGAGGAAACAGAUUUCGACAAGGUGCUAUUUGCUUUUAUCUGAAUACUAACUCCUAAGUGUUGGAUAAACCUGCAAAAUCUUGCUAAGGCCUCCGCCACAACUUCUCUUCGGGAUGCUUGUGAGAUUUGCGAUCUGAGAAACAGGAAUUUUCAUCUGGAGCACACCGUUGCUCUAAUGAUUAUUUUGACAACCCACCCUACGCUGAGUUCCAUCUGGGUGGAGCAAUGUGUUUUACAUUGGGGGCACCAAAUUUGGAAUAGCAAGGUAAUACGCCAUAAAGAUAGCCUGAUUGAGUCUGGGUUGAGUAAGCAGGAUCUGCAAAAUAGUCAUGGAUAUUGAGAUGUCCCCAGAACUGAGAAACUUCAGCUUCAAAAUCAAAAGGCAUGCUCUGAGCUUUUCAGAAUUAAGGGAGAGAUGGGUUGCCGAUACACUAAGUGGGGUAUGUUCAUACAAAUCAUGUUUUGUCCUUGCUCUCGUCAAGAAGAAUAAAUUAGAUCA